Molecule: messenger RNA, 4224 nt
Organism: Durio zibethinus
Lineage: Eukaryota; Viridiplantae; Streptophyta; Magnoliopsida; Malvales; Malvaceae
Source: RefSeq, a predicted model, not a curated record
CAAGCUAAAUAUUGGGAAAAACACACAAUCUAAAUAAAAAAAUAAAAAAAAAGAAGAAAAACUACUUGAUUUAUCAAAUCCGGGAAAAUCAAACCCCAAAUCUGAAUCAGCGAAGAUGAGAGAUUAUAACAGAAAAAAUAAUGAACGCUAUAGAAAAUAUAAACACAUAGCCCCAAAACAAAACCUAACGGUCCUAGCGUUGAAAUUUCCCCCUUCUUUUUAUCUCCAAAAUUCCUUUUUUUUUUCUUUCCCUUUCUCACUCAUUUUUCUUUCUUGCCAAACACCACCUUUCCUUUUGGUUCCUUAUAUUCUUUUAACUUUUCAGUUCACAUUCUUUGAUUCUUUCUUCCCCUAUUUGCUUUCCCACUAACUGAUAUAUGAUUUUUGUUAUGGUGUUGAUUUACAGUUGCCAUGAGAAAGAGAGAUUAAAAACACAAUGAGUCUUCGAUUGAGAGAUUUAUUUUUUAUUUGAUUUGUUAUUUUGAUUUGGCCGGAAAAAAAAUGAACAGGCCAAAGCAGGUGACGGUUCGUGACUUGGUGGAGGAAGCCAAGAAGCGAAUUGUAAUUUUAGCUAUAUGCGUCGUCGGAUUGUCCUAUCUCAUGUCACUGACAAGCUCCUCGGUUUUGGUUAAUUUGCCUGCUGCUGCCUCCUUAAUCAUUCUACUUCGGUAUUUUUCACUAGAUUAUGAAAUGCGGAGGAAAGCUGCUGUACACAACAGCAAACGUGCAUCUACAAAUGCAUUGACUCUAAAGCAACCACUAGAAUGUCCUAAAGUUGUUGAAUCUGAUUGGAGAAGGAAAGUAAAUUCUCCUGUCAUCGAGGAUGCAAUAGAUCACUUCACUAGACAUCUUAUUUCUGAGUGGGUGACAGAUCUAUGGUAUUCUCGUUUAACACCUGAUAGGGAAGGCCCAGAAGAACUGGUGCAGAUCAUAAAUGGUGUUCUUGGGGAGUUUUCAGAUCGCAUGAGAAAUAUAAAUCUCAUCAAUUUACUCACAAGGGACCUUAUUAAUCUCAUUUGUUCACCCUUGGAGCUUUUUCGUAUCAAUAAAGCAAAAAUUGAAAAGCAGCAAUCUGAACCACUUACUAUUGAACAUCGUGAUACUGAAAUAAGACGUGUCCUGGUUGCGGAGAACAAACUGCACCCAGCUUUAUUCUCUGCUGAAGCUGAGCACAAGGCGUUGCAACAUUUGAUGGAUGGUCUCAUUUCUUUCACAUUCAGGCCUGAAGAUUUGCAGUUCUCUCUCUUUCAUUAUAUUGUCAGGGAGCUUCAGACUUGUGCAGUAAUGCGACGAGUCUUAAACUUAGUGAGUCCAAGGUUUAUAAAUGAGAGGAUCGAAUCUGCUGUUAUAUCUAUGACAAAGGCUAAAGGAGGAUUUAAUGCUGCACAGGAUGCAUCUCAAUACAAACCAAAUGGCUCUUCAAGGAUCUCAUCUGAUCACUUUUCUAAGUUUCUAGAUCCUUCUGUUACUGGUGUUGAACUUGUACAAUUAAAAACUGAUCAACAUGGAGCUGCUGGAGGCACCACUGCAACUGACAACCUAAAUGGAACACAUCUUUCGAAGGAUCCAUUGCUUUCCAUGGAUACUCGAUCUUCCUAUUCAUGGAGUUCUGUGCCCUUGAACUCUCAAACCGGUGUUGGAAAAGGUAUUGAACAACAUCCUUCAAGAGGAGAAUGGGUUGAUAUGUUAGAUCUCAUUUCACAUAGAAAGAAUGAGGCCCUUGCUCCAGAAAAUUUUGAGAACAUGUGGACAAAAGGGAGAAACUACAAAAAGAAGGAAGGUGAAAAACGAUUAAUUGAGUAAGUUCCACAAUGUUCCUCUGUUGGGAUCCAUUCUACAGUGAAUCAUUCAAAAGCAAUUUCUAAUACCAGAGAGAAGUAUCCAACCAAGCUUAACUCUUCUGAGAGUCAUGCUGGUCAAUCUGCAUUAACUGAUCAGUGCAAAAUAGAAAAAUCAUUCCCACAUGAAGCUAGGAAUGUAUCAUACAGCUCUUCAGUUGUAUCUUAUCAGGUAGAUGAUGAACGUGACCUUGUUGAUUUGGAGGAGGUUGAAUCAGAAAGCAGUGAUUCUUUUACUUCCGAAAAAAAAGAAGAAACAGGAAAUGUAACAGGUCUUGGUUCUCCUGGAACUAAAGUUUGGGAUGGUAAGAGUAACAGAAAUUUGACUGUUUGUUACAUUCAUCAUCCACUUGAAAAUCUUGAGGGUCGUAUGGUGAAGAGGGCUGGUGGAAGGCAUGUUCAUUAUGGAAGAUUAACCAGAAUCCCUUCCACCAGGAAAAGAUCUAGAUUGACCAGCCAGAAGCUGCCUAUCUGGCAAGAGGUUGAGAGGACAAGCUUCUUAUCAGGGGAUGGACAGGACAUACUUAAUUCACCAAAUGGACAUGGAAAAGCUGAUGAUUCCAGUGAUGAUUCUGAGACUGAAUUCUUUCAUAGACUUCACAGUGGAGCAACUGCUACUUCAUCUGCUGCUUCUAUCUCUAUUUCCGAAAGUCGUAAUUUGACUACUAAUUCCUUGCAAAAUUCAUUGGUGGUGGAUUCUUUCUUUAAAUUGAGAUGUGAGGUUUUGGGUGCAAAUAUUGUGAAGAGUAGCUCUAGAACAUUUGCUGUUUAUUCCAUAUCUGUUGCAGAUGUAAAUAACAAUAAUAGUUGGUCAAUCAAGAGAAGGUUCCGACAUUUUGAGGAGCUGCAUCAGCGCCUUAAACAAUUUCCAGUGUAUAAACUUCACUUGCCACCAAAGCAAUUUCUCUCGACAGGUUUAGAUGUUCCUAUAAUACAAGAACGUUGUAAAUUGCUUGACGGAUAUUUAAAGAAGCUCCUGCAGCUUCCUACCAUUUCAGGAUCAAUUGAAGUCUGGGACUUCCUAAGUGUUGAUUCCCAGACAUAUGUAUUCUCAAAUCCUUUUUCUAUUGUCGAAACAUUGUCAGUUGACCUUCAUAAUAAUCCAUCUGACAAGAGCAAAAAGGCCUCAAAUGUUCUGGGUCCUCUGAUGGGUUCCUUGUCUACCAGGAGGGAACAGUUAGACACUAAAAGCAAGGAAUCUGCAUUGCAAAUGAAGCCUAAUCUUGCAACAGAUGGAUCAAGAAAUGCAAAAGAUGUGUCUUAUUCUCCAUCAAAAAGUCCCACUAAAGAACAGGGCAAGUCCUUUGAAGAUUCAGGCAAUGAUUCUGAUACUAGAAUGCAAAAUAAUUCGUUUGUAAGAAACACGGGGAAGAAUGUUAAAGGAAGAGAGAAUGACAGAAUGGAAGAUGCUUCUGAGUUGCUUUUUGAUACUGCUAUGCAGUCAACCCUUCCUAUAGAGUGGGUGCCACCAUAUUUAAGUGUCCCCAUAUUAGAUUUGGUGGAUGUCAUUUUCCAGCUCCAGGAUGGUGGGUGGAUCAGGCGGAAGGCUUUUUGGGUGGCCAAACAAAUUCUACAACUUGGUAUGGGUGAUGCUUUUGAUGAUUGGCUGAUAGAAAAGAUCCAGCUGCUGUGCAAGGGCUCAGUUGUUGCUUCUGGAAUCAAGCGGAUUGAGCAGAUACUUUGGCCUGAUGGAAUAUUCAUAACCAAACAUCCAAGGAAACAACGUCCACCAUCAGUCAGUAGCCCAUCCCAGGCUUCACCUCAUGGUCCACAGUGUCCUGAAAUAUCUUCACCUAGAUUGAGUGAUGAGCAGCAACAACUGGAAGCAAAACGUCGUGCAAAAUUCGUUUAUGAGCUGAUGAUUGACAAUGCACCUGGUGCUAUUGUGGGCCUUGUUGGUCGCAAGGAGUAUGAACAAUGCGCUAAAGAUCUCUAUUUCUUUGUUCAGUCUAGUGUUUGUUUGAAGCUGCUGGCAUAUGACCUUGUUGAGCUCUUGCUGUUGUCUGCAUUUCCGGAGAUGGAUUUUGUAUUCAAGCAGUUGCAGGAAGAAAAGCAUAAGUUCGGUGAAUUUAAAGCAAACUAGUCACAUUUCAGAUAUGAGUUGAAUUAUAAAGAUCAAACGGAUAAAGUCUGGCCUGGUACUUUCCCUCUCUGGUACAAUGUUUAGAUUCACGUCUGCUGUUGGCCUUUGAUUCAUUGCAUCUAUAGAAGAUAUACUUAAUUCAUAUUCCACAGUGUCAACAUCAUCCAUUUGAGUUUGGUCAAAAAUAUAUAAUGGAAAGCUUGUCUUCCACCCAAUGUUAACUCUACUGUUAGUUCUUUUUCCUUAUCUGUUCUCUUUUUUUUUUUUUUUAAAUAUAAGGCUUAUCUUUCCCCUUUUAAACAU